Chenopodium quinoa (quinoa) is the source of this 633-nucleotide messenger RNA. RefSeq lists its product as uncharacterized. The transcript has a single exon. The record is from RefSeq and is a predicted model, not a curated record. NCBI's taxonomy places the organism in Eukaryota, Viridiplantae, Streptophyta, Magnoliopsida, Caryophyllales, Amaranthaceae. Bases 1 to 633 code for a protein of 210 amino acids. Gene Ontology annotation, cellular component: plasma membrane.
AUGGUCAAUGAAGAACCUCACCUUCCUCCAUAUCCUCAUCAAACACCACAUGAUUUUGAUCAUGUUCAUAAUCAUGAACAUGAAUUUACUAGUAACUCAUCAAAAUCCAUGAUCCUUAUAUCAAUAACCAUCCUCUUUUCAAUCUUAAUCUCCUUGUACAUCAACUACAAACCAAGACACCUCUCCCUCUCCAUCUACAACGUCCAAAUCCCAACCUUCAUCGGCUCUUACAGUGGCUCCACCGUUAGCUUCAUCUUAUCCUUCGAAGGCACGGUUUCGAACCCUACACGCUCCGACUUCUCUUACUCUAGCAGCACAGCCGAUGUCUUCUACGCCGGUAAACAAGUUGGCUCCUUGUUCAUCCCCGGUAGAUUUGUCGCCGCCGGUCUGGAGAACGUCAUGGAGGCUUCUAUAAAUGUUAACCCGGUUCCGCUGUCUACGGUGGGCUUGGGGUAUAUUCCGGUUAUGUAUGGAUUAAAGAGGGCGCCGAAGCCGACGAUAGAAGUGGAGUUGAGGAUGAAGAUAGUGGGAAGAAAGUCUCAGUCGUGGUUUUUUGAUCGUCAUGUUUGGACUGUUAAUUGUCGUAUUGGCAUCGUUAUUUUAGAUGGAUCUUUGCUUUAUGUUUCUUGCUAG